This is a messenger RNA of Sycon ciliatum, 1380 nucleotides long. RefSeq lists its product as uncharacterized. The transcript is spliced from 3 exons. The record is from RefSeq and is a predicted model, not a curated record. Bases 162 to 764 code for a protein of 200 amino acids. Lineage: Eukaryota; Metazoa; Porifera; Calcarea; Leucosolenida; Sycettidae.
UCUGCCAUUUGCAGCUGGGUCACAACUUCCUUCUCCUACGGAGAUCCGUUCUAUAAAGUUCACUGUGCUUGCCAAAACCAACUCACAGCCACGAUUGUUUGGUUUGAAUGAGUUACCUGUGCUAAGGCUCAGACGGACAUCUCCUGUGAAGCUUGAUUAGAAUGGCAGACGCCGAUACAGGUGAACCUUCAUGUCCUUCAUGCUUCAAAUACCAGACUAACAUCGGUGGCAAGCAAGGUCCCGCUGUUUUGAAAUUGGAAGACGGGGAGAGGACGCUCUACGUGAUAAAAAAAGACGAUGGAAAGCUCUACGCUCAGACAACGAAGCCAGAGAAUAAUGAUGGACAUUUCUUUGUGUCGACUUUGGCUAUAAAUAUAUCGUGUUGCAACUCAUCAGAAACACGUCUCGUCAUCCAAGGCGCCGUGGAUGAAUAUGAAGAUCCGGAUAGUUACGUCUCUCAACCGGAUGAUAGCUUCAUGUUGGCCCGUGCAGAGUCUGUUAAUGGCAGUGACAACGACUGGUCAUUGGAUGUUAACAUGAUAUUCAAUGCCGGCGUCACGACAAUGGGUGCACUUCGCAAGCCAGGAUGGUAUUUCGUCACAUCUGGCACUGAAUCUGGCACUGGCAAACUGCAAUGCACAGUCUAUCCAGACCCUAUCGUCUGUGCCCAUACCGUUUCCGGGGACGGUCCCUUUCCACUCAUCAUCCGUUCGAAGACUGAAGGAACAGGGGAAGGAUACGCCUAUAAAUUUACGUGGAACUAGUCUUCCUUUAUCUGAUAAGUGUUCUUUAUCCAUUCCAUUUCUGGCUUGCAUGCCUAGGAGAUGUGAACAAGUAUUAUUAUUACGAAGCUAUCAUUGGCACAUCACUUUGAAGCUCCAUUAUAGCCUUGUCAUCCUUUCACAUCACGCCCUACUCGUCACUCACGAAGUCCCCUGCUACUCCACGCACAACGAUUGUGUCCAAAUUUUCACCAAGGAGGCCAUCAUCAGGGAGACCGCUAUAGAGGUAAAAUUUGGAGACAAUCGUUGUACGUGGUGCAGUCGAUGAUUUUUAUUGUGUGUUUCGAGCGUCCGGAGUAGUGGAAUUAAGUUGUUUUCUUUCAUUCUUGAAAAAUUACUUUGUAUAUAAAGAAAUAGAAAAUUAACUGCAUACAGGAUUUGUUUACCAGCAUACCGGAUUUGUUUGAUGCUGCGCAUGCGCUGUGUUAUGCCUCCAAGGUCUAUUGCGUAGAGCUGAACGAGAACUUAGUUAUAAGUUGUGGGUAUCUCUUUACAAAAGAUCCUUUUUUCAAUGUGUAUUGAAUGAAUUUCAUAAUGAGGGUGCUUAGUAUGAUAGCCUGCUUACCAUUACUAUUGAUUGUACUUAAAGUAUUUUGUA